AUGUCGUACGUUGCAACACCGGAAGAGAUUGCCAUCUUUGCGGAGUAUUCCUUGAAGCCAAACUUUUCCCAGGAGGCAAUCCUCCUCGACUUCACCACCACCGAGGAGUUCAUCAAGAGCAUUUUGCCUCCCAAGUUCAGUCCUGCUGAAAAGCCGACGGGCCAUAUCUAUGUAGGCACAAUGGAGAGUCGCCUCUGUGGCGAGUUUGACUGUGCCAUUGUGUCUAUCGACGUCAUCUUCAAUGGCAAGAAGGGCAUCUACAUGAUUGAGAUGCUCAUUAGCGACGACUUCCCCGUCACAUGGGGUCGUGAGGUCUGGGGAGAAACCAAGAAGACUGCCCAGGUCAAGAUGUACCGUGCAGGUGACUACCGCUACGCAUACGUGGAGCGCAACGGUGUUCGUCUCAUUGACAUUGAGGGCAAAUUUGGAGACGACUUGCCCCCUGUCAAACGCGAGGGUACUAGCUUUGAAAUCAAGGCGUACCCCAGCUCCACGGGCAAGGGUGUUCAGUGGGACCCCAUCGUCAACGAGCUCGCCAUCCACGAAGACUUCCCACGUCGCUCUACUGGCGUGGGCCGUGUGACCAUCCGGGGCAGCAGGAACAACCCCCUUCACACGAUCCCCAUCUUGUCCAUUACCGACUUUGAGUACAGCUCUGGUCUUGUCGCAUACGAAGUGCUUAAGGAGCAUGCUCUGGGGGUGGGCAACGCAUAUCUCCCCUAUCUCAUCGGCCGUCACUAUGACGAUAUCCGCACAUUCAAGGUUGGAAACCUAUGGGCUAAAUUGCAAGGGAAGCCUCAGGAGGAGGAAACGUUUCCUGUCAGAAUUUUUGACAGCCCAGGGUUCAAGGCACUCCUCAACUUCGAUUUCAACAAUCAUCCCAGGAAUACCCAACUCCGUAACCCCGACACAAGUCCAAAUAGGCUUGUGAGAGGGAAUCCAUUUCUGAAACUGCUUUACCAUGAGGUCGAAGGAGCUGGACAGGGAAAUAUGGUAGCUCCUAACUGCAUACACGUCCUCCCAGCCACGGGCACCAGCGUUCUUGAGGUUUUUUUCGACAUUCUUAAAUGCCAACUCGAUCUGGCCCACGAGAUCUUCUGUGUCGAGGCUACCAUCGUUCUCCCAGCCUCCCUGACCGGAGCACUUGAUCACAUUGCCUACUUUGACGGCUUGGGAAUAGGAAUAUAG
Clonostachys solani is the source of this 1188-nucleotide messenger RNA. Lineage: Eukaryota; Fungi; Ascomycota; Sordariomycetes; Hypocreales; Bionectriaceae. The record is from the annotation of a GenBank genome assembly.